UAGAUCCGGGUGAGCAUGCGCUGAAUUACAAAAUCAUUUUUUACACAAUUAUAACUGUCUAUGCUAUUAUAAUUGUAUUUUAACAUACUUCAAUAGACGGAUAGAGAGAGCCCACUGAGAGAUACUUGUGACCCCACUGGUUUUGACUAGAUGGGAUGCAGUUUGUAUCAGAAUUGACUUCUCGUAGCAGGUUAGAAUUUACGCUGCAGGUUAGGACGAUUAGGUUAAGGUUAGGAAAACGGUUAGCUAAAAUGCACUCAAAAAUAAGAAAAAAAAAACACCUUUAGACCUAAAUUUGACAAACUGCAUCUCCUCUAGCCAUGACCACAUGCUGCUUGCUUGGUCAAACAGUUGGAUAAACGCAAAAGUAGUUAGGUUAGCUAGCCGGUCGUUUAUUUCUUGGACAUAUGAUAUACUAACGUUAUAUAUGACUCAUGUCAAAACGGGUUUAGCAACAGCAUUAGCUACCCACGAACAUCAAACCUACAUGUUUACAGUUAAACAACAUAACCAUGACAGUGAGGCAUGAAUGAGAUUAUUAUCAACAUUAGAACACGGAGUUUGCCAGUUAAUACGAAUGUCUAUGGAUCUGAUUUCCCAUCAAAGCCCAUCAACAUGACGAGGAAGCAACAUGGGAGAAGGGCGAGAAAGAAGAGGCAACGGGAGUGCAGAGAAACAACUGUUCAGUCUGUGACACUAUCUCAUGAACCACAGUUUGUGGCUCUAAGAAGAUGGCUGCAACAGAGAGGCUUCAGCUCCAAGCUUCUAGUACCUGCACACUUCUCAGACACUGGACGUGGACUGAUGACCUUACAGCCUAUCAAGGCUGAGGAUUUGGUGAUCUCCUUACCAGAAAAAUGCCUUUUAACUACCUCUACUGUUCUAAGGAGCUACAUUGGUGAAUACAUAGAAAGAUGGAAACCGCCUGUGUCUCCUCUCUUAGCCCUCUGUGCUUUCCUCAUCUCUGAGAGACAUUUUGGCCAACGUGCAGAAUGGAAGCCCUACAUCGACGUCCUGCCCCAAAAAUACACGUGCCCUGCUUACUUCUCAGAUGAGGUCAUCGACCUGCUGCCGGGGAGUCUGAGUGGGAAGGCCCUGGAGCAGAGAGCCAUGGUUCAGGAGCUGCACUCCUCUUCGUUGGACUUCUUCAGCUCCCUCCAGCCUCUCUUCAGUCAGCCCGUGGAGAGUGUGUUCACGUAUGAUGCACUGCGCUGGGCAUGGUGCAGUGUGAACACGCGCACUGUGUACAUGGAGCACCAACACACCCCCUACAUGUCCAGGGAGAGAAAUGUGUAUGCCUUAGCCCCCUACCUGGACCUGCUCAACCACUGCCCAGCCAUACAGGUCAAGGCGAGCUUCAGCCAUGUGAGCAGGUGCUAUGAGAUCCGUAGCAUCCAAGGCUGCAAGAGAUUCCAGCAGGCUUUUAUCUGCUACGGUCCCCAUGACAACCAACGUCUCCUGUUAGAGUAUGGGUUUGUUGCUCCUGGAAACCCUCACAGUGUGGUGUAUGUGGACCAAGUUAUCCUUCAACAGUGCGUCUGUAUAACAGACAUAAAUCAGCUGGCACAGAAGCUACUCUUCCUGAAGAAAAAUGACUUUUUAGCAAACUUGACUCUUAGUUUGGAUGGGCCGUCCUGGAGACUGAUGACCGCCCUCAGGCUGCUGUCACUUAAGACAGAACAAUACCCUUUCUGGAAGAGUGUCCUCUUGGGGGCGGGGGUGAGCCAGGACAGAGAGGAGUGGAGUGUCGAUGCAGCCCUUAGGCUUUGUCACUACCUGAUGGUUGACAACACUAGAGCUCUGAACAAGAUAUCCCAACUAACAGAGAGGGCAGACGUGUCUCUCAAGGAGCAGCUAGCUGUUGUGGAAUGUCUACGUCGAGAGGAGCAAGGAAUUUUGGGUCUUAACCAGGAAAUGCUGCAGGGUCUUCAGAAACAAUUGUUGCCAAGCAGACAGCAUGCACAACUUAGAGCAGCAUGCACAACAGUAUGACGUUCCAGAACCGGUCACUUCAUUUAUCGAUCACUGGCUAUGCUUCUAUGAGGAGACAACCAUGUCUGUUUCAUUAUCAGUGCAAUGAAGUGUCCCAGCAAAAAGGGCACUGUCACUAGUUAUGUUUCCAUUAACUUGUCCAGUGAUUUAUUUUUUGGGGCAACAUUUUUUAAUGUUUGCAUAGAAAAUAGAUGCGACAAUUGCCUACUAGGGUGCAUUUCCAUUGAACUAUUUUGUAGAUUAAAAGCAGCUGGAUAUAAUGACAUCUCACCUAAAAAACAAUUUACAACAAAAAUAAUAGCAGCCUGUAUGCCCUCCCACCUAUCUGUUUGUCUCAGGUAGUCCACAAAAGCCAGCAUGGAUAGAAUGCAAUAAUCAGGGGCACAACUUGGGUUUUAGAAGUGUUGGGGACAUUAAAUGUUGUUUUUUAAAUCUAGUUGGAUAAACAGCCUACCUGACCGCUCAGAGGCAUCGGCAUGGUCCUAAAGCACACCAGUGCCUCGUUCUGUAUCACAUUCCAAUUAUAAAAAUGCAAUUUCAGAAUGUGUGUGAGGGGGGGGGGACAUGUCCGCAGUGAAAGUUGUGCCCCUGGCAACAAUUGACCAAUAUUUGCCAUAUUCUAAUAAUUCUCAUGUGCCAACGUAUAGCCUCGGAUCUAGCGCCUUUGGGCAGGCAAUAUUGGCUGCCUAGGCUAGUCUGUGCCAUGUUGAAACUUGCACUGAAAUAAUUGGAAGGUGAAACUUGCAUUCAGCCAACCAGAAAAGCAAGGUGAAGUAUUAAGUCGGGACAAUCCUUGUGCUAUUUUUAUAGAUGGAAAAUUGUUAUUUUGUAAGCAGUGGGCAUUUAAUAUUAAAUGUAGAGUGGAUCACGUACCCUAAAAGUAUUCAGCAAUCUUGUUCAAAAAACAGUUCAUGUCAAUUUGUCGAAAAGAAAGUUAGAAAUUAAUUUUUUGGUCAUCUUUAGAAAAUGGCUCAUAUCUGCCGUUUCCAUUACACGCCGCAAUGAUUUUGUUGAAUAAACCUGGGUCAAUGGAAACCAGUCUAGUGAUAGGUCAACGACCUCAGACAUCAGGGGUACGUUAACAUUUGCUACAUUGCAGAAAGUUUUGUAUUGAAUGACACAUUUUCCCAAAAUGUCUUGUAUGUUCUUGAACAGACUUUGAAAUACGUUUGCGCCAGUCGGUGGGUUUGCCAGGGUGUGGGUUAAAGCAAUGAGUGACGUAUUUAAAAGGACAGCUGUGCAUUUUGAACCCACAACCAAACCCUGCCAUGUUUUUUUUCAAUUGGUCGUUCUGUUCAAUUGAACUUUCUAUUACGUUAUGUACUGAAUGCAGCCCUGUUAACUCUGGCCAAUCACAGUGAGGGUCACUUGACAACAGAGCGUUGACUGGAAGGACAAACUAUUUGGAAGUGACCCGUCUCUCAACACUUCUGAUAUGCCCUCAGAGAGCGGUACAGAUGGACAAUGGUAUCUCUCCAAUCCCACAAAGCCUCCAGAAACAGGACAUUGUUGUUUCCCCACCUUUAGAUUAAAUAAUUUAGCAAGAAUUUCUCUGGUCACAAAUGACACACAAAAAGCAGUUGUAGUUCAUGUAGAUUUCAAGCUGGGUCAUGUUCAGUAAGGCACCAAACGGAAUAAAACUUGUAGGUUCUACA
This is a messenger RNA of Oncorhynchus mykiss (rainbow trout), 3647 nucleotides long. It is a transcript of the gene setd4, whose product is annotated as SET domain containing 4. Gene Ontology annotation, molecular function: protein-lysine N-methyltransferase activity; protein binding. NCBI's taxonomy places the organism in Eukaryota, Metazoa, Chordata, Actinopteri, Salmoniformes, Salmonidae. The record is from RefSeq and is a predicted model, not a curated record. Gene Ontology annotation, biological process: peptidyl-lysine trimethylation; peptidyl-lysine monomethylation.